This is a messenger RNA of Stereum hirsutum FP-91666 SS1, 1059 nucleotides long. RefSeq lists its product as uncharacterized. Bases 1 to 1059 code for a protein of 352 amino acids. Gene Ontology annotation, cellular component: nucleolus. The transcript has 4 exons. Gene Ontology annotation, molecular function: rRNA (adenine) methyltransferase activity. The record is from RefSeq and is a predicted model, not a curated record. NCBI's taxonomy places the organism in Eukaryota, Fungi, Basidiomycota, Agaricomycetes, Russulales, Stereaceae.
AUGCCCAAAGCCCGCAAACACAAAAUCCCAGUCACGUCCACCAUUCCCAGUACAUCCUCCUCCGCCGCCAUUAUCACCACCACUACCUCGAGGACAUCCACAGCCACAACCAUAACCGCAACUACGAGCGCAACCUCCUUAUUCCUCAACCACGACAUCGACUCGAAUACCGGAAGUGCGAACCCCCAAGCGAGCCGUACCAUCAUCCGGCGCUUUCAUGUCCUGCUUAAACGGAAGGCACAACUACAGGCUCUACAACAACGAAAUCAAAAACAACGCCACCGUGACGGUGGGGGUACGGAGACGGCGAGGGAGAUGAGGGAGGUAGAGAGGGAGAUGGAGAGUAUGGGCGGAUUGGGCGUGUAUCAGAGGAUGUCGAGUAUUGGGCAGGGGAAGGAUAGAGGGGGUGGGAGCGAGAGGGUGUUGAUUGGGUGGUUGAAGGGGAUGGGGUGGAAGGGUGUUGGGGGCGUGAAGCAUAGGCUGCUAGAAGUCGGGGCGCUCAAACCGGAUAAUUAUGCGGCUUGCAGCUCUUGGCUGGACGUGACGCCCAUCGACCUGCGCUCGCGACAUCCGCUCAUUCGAGAGCAGGAUUUCCUGGAGAUGGACGCUGAAGAGAACGAGGUAAAGUGGGAUAUCGUCAGUUUGAGUCUGGUGGUGAAUUUCGUGCCGGAGAGGAAAGACCGGGGGAAGAUGCUCACGCUAGCACAUACGAUGCUUCGCCCUAAAGGGCUUCUCUUUCUCGCUCUGCCCCUCCCCUGCGUCCUCAACUCGCGCUACACGACCCACGAAUCUCUCAAUACUCUCAUGCAGCACAUCGGCUUCCGACAGGUCCAUGAGCGAUGGAAACCGGGCGGGAAGAUGGCGUACUGGCUCUAUGAAAAAGUAGAAAUAGAAGUCGAGCCAGCGGGAAGUCGGAAUCGGGAUGAGGAUGGACGCGGGAGGCCAAGAUCACAACUUCAAUUACCGAAAGGAGAUCGAGACCUGGAGGUGGGGAAGUUCGCGAAGGCCGAGGUGUUGAGGACGGGGAGCGAUAGGAAUAAUUUUGCGAUUUUGUUGUGA